GCGUUGUGUUUCGUACGCGAAUGCAGCAAGCGUUCGUAGAAGACAGUUACGUGAAUUAUAGUUUUCUUCACGAUUUGCCGUCUUUUAAUAGGGAAUAGUGGCGGCGGUUGAAGUUUUUUGUGUUGUAUGACACGUUUCAGUUAUGGAAUUUAGCAACGGGACUUGCUGCAGACUAAUCCCAGGAAAAGUAAACAUUAGAAGAAUCACCAAAGAAUGCCAGGUAGAAAUCGACCUCAGACUGUACAGCCUACAGUAACACUACAAUCUGUUGUGGGUACUCUAAGAAAUAACACAAGUACAGAAAGUGAGAUUUCUGAAGAGGAUGGGGACAACUAUGAGCUGCGUCCUAGGGGAAAGGAGAGAGCCAAAAGGAGCACCUCAAGGGACAGACUGGAUGACACUGUGUACUUAACAAGGGCGAUCCAGGAAGCUGACACUUUAAAUUCUAUUGCACUGCAGUACUGCUGUACGGUAGCAGACAUCAAGAGGAUCAACGGCCUUAUUAAUGACCAAGAUUUCUUUGCCUUGAGAUGUGUGAAAAUACCAGUGAAAAGAUUUAGUCUGCUUACAGAGACUCACGGCUCUUUUGUCGCUAAUCAGGUGCUCUAUCCUCCAGCCACACAGGAUGCAGCAGAAGUUCAAGAACAGGCCUGUCUUUUGUCAAGUAAAAGUGCUGGCAGCUACUUACAAGAUAUUGAUAGAAACAUAGAGCAAAUUGUACAAAGUACUGAUAGUUCCAGGGGAAGUCUGAAUGAAGUCGUUUCUUCUUUUUCCACACAACAGCCGUACUUGGAAAAGGACCGAAAGACAGUACUUCACAAGGAUCCCUACUAUGGUGCAGACUGGGGUAUAGGGUGGUGGACUGCAGUGGUGAUAAUGUUGAUAGUUGGGAUUGUUACGCCUAUAUUUUAUUUGCUUUAUUACGAAGUUUUGAUAAAAGCUGAUGUUGGCCACCAUCCAACUACCACAUUAACAAACCAAGUUGUCCUCCAGGACUUACCUGUGCAAGAAACUGUUCAUGAUAUUGACAUUACUACUGUGAAUAAGGAGCAUGCCCCCUUGAAUCACGGAAUUGAUGCAUUCCAUCAACAUCAGUCAUAGCAGUACGAGUGAGGGAAGACCGUUCAGCUUUUUUUUUCUUGGAAGCUUGAAUUAAUACAGCCCAACAACUUCAUAAAUAAUAGUGCAAGUGAGAGUGUACAUCUUUCUGCAUUUUUUUUCUUGGAAAUUACUUGCAGUUUUAAGAUUUUUAAGUGUACUAAAGUGUUACGGCUAUAGACAAGAGUGGAUAUAUUCAGUGUAAUGUGUCUGACUUUUGUCUUGGAAAAUACAUUGCCUUUUGUUUUGUUACAUUGACCAAUCGACCAAUGAUGUGCAGCAUGAUAGACCGUGAGUAGUCGUUUGCUGUACACUUUAGGCGCAAUAUUAUGGGGGAACUGGCAGCCAUAAUAAAGCUAAGAUGCAACACAAGCAAGUUAGGGAGGACUAAAAGUGUGUAAAAUUAAAAGCUAAGAAUUGGAGCUCAUGGAAGCGAGUAUUGUAGACUACUUGUAUUAGAAAUUUAUUGUACAGCCUGAAAAAAUAAAUUGAAACCGUAAUUAAAAUUUCACGUUCAGGUAUACCGGGUUAUAGUGGAAUGAGUGCAGUGUAGUAAAACUGAACGUUUGGCAUUUCCUGAAAUCUGCCAGCAUUAAGUGCAAGUUAAGUACUACCUAAGCUUUCUUUUCCAACAACCCCAGCAAAAAGCAUGUCUUGUGAUAUGCUUAUUGCAAGAAAGAAUGUUGGUAAAUCAUCAGUAUUGUUGAUUACCAUUCGUACAGUAAUUGUCAUACCUUAAAGUUGAUGGUUUUUAGUUGUUUUCUGCGAUGGUGUGACCCUGUCUGUACAUCAGAAGUAAACCGCAAUUAGCUUGCAGUUUACCACUAUAUCUGUUGGGUGAAGCUGUGUCAGUGCCACCAAGUCAGGAGAGUAAGACCUGGUUUGUUUUAUCAGCUCCUCAUCGUGAAGUAUUUGUAUCUCUCACAGACUUGUGGUUUGCUUAAGUUAUACAGCAGAUGGCUCGUAGCUUUCACAGAUCUUGAUGCUAUUGCUCUGCAGCUGUCAAAAAUCUUGACUGCCUAUUUAUAUUGGGAUUUUUGUGUAAACCUCUGCAAUAUUUUUUAAACCUUUUAAUAUUUGACCGUGAAUUCCUUUGAUCGUGUUACUAUAUAUCAGUAAACAUAAUGAGAAUGAAUUAUUCAUGGCAAACUCAAGUGGCUUCUCUAAAUACUUAGGGUGCAAAAACAAUAGCACACAGGCGCGGUUAUAACACAGACUGUCUUGGAUAAUGCGGGACAUAUUGUGAUUUAAGUGAAAAUUCAUUUAGAGACUGCACAUUUCCUGUUUGAGUAACAUGUACAGCAAUAUUCUGGACAAAUUGUGACAUUUUUAUUAAAAAAAACUAAGUUAUAUUUUUAAUUCAGAUAAAUAAUAUUGACUGUGCUAAGCUGGUAUUAAAGAAAAUAUGACGUGAGAUCAGUGUUGUAUGCUGUAUUCUGACUUGUACAUAAUCUGCAAGACACUUUCUGAAACUACACUGUUUUCACAACAUUAUUGGCACAAGCAGCAGUAUUAGCAGAACAUGAUAAAUGUUACUAAUAAAUAUUCUAGCAAAACAGACAAUAAAAGUAUAUGAAAUUGCGUCUUAAA
Protopterus annectens (West African lungfish) is the source of this 2688-nucleotide messenger RNA. It is a transcript of the gene LYSMD3, whose product is annotated as LysM domain containing 3. Gene Ontology annotation, biological process: Golgi organization. The transcript has 3 exons. Bases 214 to 1101 code for a protein of 295 amino acids. Gene Ontology annotation, cellular component: Golgi apparatus. NCBI's taxonomy places the organism in Eukaryota, Metazoa, Chordata, Ceratodontiformes, Protopteridae. The record is from RefSeq and is a predicted model, not a curated record.